AUGGCACAAGUGGAGUCUCUGCAGCUCGGAGCUGGCUCUGAUCUCCUGAAAAAGACCCCAGAUCAAACCCAAGAGCAAGCCAUCUCGACCAAGGGCCCCGAAACUAUGCUGGAAAUUCCCAGUUCCGAAAUCACAGAGGGAACUAAUGCGUUGGUUCCUCAUACUACUAAUGCUUCCGAAUGUUCCGUCGAACCUUCCAAAGCAGCUCCGCCAAAUGACAAAAAGCGAGGUCCGCCUGAACCAUCAGAAUCCGUGCCCAGCCCUAAAAAGUCCAAAGAGUCGCCAGCACCGCCAGCACUCAUGGAUGGCCUCAUACCCAAACCUGUCUUUCCAAGCCCCCCAGAUAUGCCAGCGACUGCGUUUGACAAAGAGACGUGGCAAGGUUUCUGCGAAAUCGAAAGCGAGCCCGCAUGUUUCUCCGUCAUCCUCCGCGAAAUGGGCGUGAAAGACGUAACCGUCCGGGAGGUGUUCAGCAUGGACCAAGACUUUAUCCGCGAAAACGUUCCCCAACCAAUCUACGGAUUCAUCCUGCUGUUCCACUACCGCGAGUUCGGCAACGACGACUGGGAAAACGAGGGCUCCAAGAAAGUGUGGUUUGCCAACCAACUACCCGCUCAGAACAGCUGUGCGACUCUUGCCAUGAUCAACAUUCUCAUGAACCAGGGUCCUGAAGUGUGCAUCGGCGAGCACCUGGAGCAGUUCAAGGAAUUCACCAGUGACUUCACGCCGUACCAGCGCGGCGAGGCUUUUGCGAGUUUCGAUUUCGUCAAGAGAAUCCACAAUUCGUUUGCCAAGAAAAUGGACAUCUUGGAAGGCGACAAGCAUCUCAGCUACAAGGUCAAGCGCGCGGAGCGCCUCAAGGCACAAGCGGCUGAGAAAACCAAGCCCAAGAAGAGAGCUACAAAGUCGUCGCGGCGCGCCUCUGUCGACUCGAUCGCUACAGAGGAUAGUGAAGACAGAGUGGAGAAUAACGCACACCACUACAUUGCCUUUGUCCCCGUCGGCAACGAAGUCUGGAAGCUGGAUGGCUUUGACAAGUACCCGACAUGCAUGGGGUCCUUUGAUCCCGAGAGCGGAGAAACAUGGUUGGAGUCUGUAUCCACAACCAUUGCCACCCUUAUGGCAGCCGGCGACGACGACUACGGCGUCAUAGCACUAACGCAGUCGCCUCUACUCUCUCUCCGCAAGAGCGCCAGCCUAACCCUCAACACUCUCACACACGUCGAAUCCCGCCUCACGCAGCUCUCCUCCCACACCUCUGAAAACUGGCGAGACUUUGUCAGCGCAGACGACCAGCCACCCACCUCCUCCAUGCUCGGUCUCGACCAGCACCAGCACCUCACCGCAAACCCGGUCCCCACCCCCCUCCAACAAGCAAUCGACUCCGAAACAGACAUUCAGCAACUCCUCACCCGCCGCCAGCAGCUCCUCGCCGAAGCCCACUCCACCGCCGCCACCAUCCUGCUCGAGAUGCAAAGCGACGCAGAAGAAGACACCAAGGCGAAACAGCGCCGCUACGACUCCGGCCCCGUCAUCAAAAAGUGGCUCGAGAUGCUAGCUGAAAACGGGUUUUUGGAACAACAUCUCGAGCGCUUUAUGCCGUGCAAGACGUCUAGUUCUAAUAGUCAUGCUAGUAGGAAGAAGUAA
This is a messenger RNA of Exserohilum turcica Et28A, 1647 nucleotides long. RefSeq lists its product as uncharacterized. Gene Ontology annotation, molecular function: cysteine-type deubiquitinase activity. Lineage: Eukaryota; Fungi; Ascomycota; Dothideomycetes; Pleosporales; Pleosporaceae. The record is from RefSeq and is a predicted model, not a curated record. Gene Ontology annotation, biological process: protein deubiquitination; ubiquitin-dependent protein catabolic process. The transcript has a single exon. The coding region runs from base 1 to 1647 and encodes 548 amino acids. Gene Ontology annotation, cellular component: cytoplasm.